AUGACUAAAAGGGAGCGAGAGUUGGAGCGAGUUGAAAAGAGCACAGAACGAGGAGAUCAACCUGUAAUUGAUCGUUGUCGUGAUCACCAGCGAGGAGAUUUGACAGAAGAUGAAUUUGACGAGGAGUUUUGGGUCAAGGUCCAUCUAAAACAGAACAAAGGAUUGUCUUGGAGCAGGGCUAUGGACGAAGUUCGCGUUGAAAGUUUGGUUCAGAAAUACAAGGACAGCGGGGAAAUGAACAAUAACGAUCCAGCUCUGCUGAUGUUAAAAAUUUGGCCAGCAUCUAAACAUUACAAAGAUAAUCCUGAUAAACUUCCUGGACUUGAGCAACAGAUAAACAGGUUUCUGGAGAUUCUGUUGGAAAGUGAACGAAACUCAGGGAACAGAUACAAGGCGUUCCAGGAUGAAGAUGACAAAACAAGAAAGACACUGAUGCACUAUGCAGCAGAACUUGGCUUUUUACAUGUCACCAAAACACUUGCGAGGGAAUGCCCUCUCAUGCUUACCAAAAUGACAGAAGAUCAAUUAAAGCCUGUGAAAAGAAGAGCUAUGUUACCAGUGGAGUUAGCAAUAGUUGCAGAGAAUGAUGAUGUGGCAGCAUAUUUGAUUCGAGUUAUGGGGCAUGGAAGAGUUCAAAGCUUACUUUCCUGGACACCUGAAGAUAUGACAAAUCCUCGGCCAUCCCUUUUUAGUUUCAAAGCAAUUAUUGAGAAUCCUAAAUUGCAGAAAACAGUAGUGGCUGUAUUAGACCAGAUGGUGAUCCCUCAUUGGCCGUAUCUUCCACAGCGUCAAGAAAACUAUGAGACUGAGCAACAGAUGGAGGUGAUUGAAGGAGUCUGGAAGACAAUCACAGAUGAUCCAUUAAACUACCAUUUUUAUUAUCAUAUACUGGAUGGAGAUGAGGAAGGACGACCCCCAAAGAUUGUGGCUUCAGAUGAACAUAAGCAGAUAGAAAACAAAUAUUUUAACCGUAGAGACAAGUCCUGUUUAUAUGCUAUUGCAACAAGCAACAAUAAGGAGGCUUUGCAACAUCCUGUGGUCAGGAUGCUAAUUAAAACAAAAUGGAAAAGUUAUGGACACUUAUUUCUCAGCCUUCAAGCAGCAUUGUAUUGCAUCUUCUUGCUGUUCUUGUCAUCUUCUCUGCUGCAUGCAUCAACCAAACUGGACCCCACUCAUUACAGCGGUGCGCUGGACUUACUGCGUGGAUUUUGUGAGGUUGUCACUCUUCUUAUAGUUGUGUUUUACAUCUGUGAAGAAAUCAAUCAAUUAAGAAUGUAA
Messenger RNA from Stylophora pistillata, 1278 nucleotides. RefSeq lists its product as uncharacterized. Lineage: Eukaryota; Metazoa; Cnidaria; Anthozoa; Scleractinia; Pocilloporidae. Gene Ontology annotation, cellular component: plasma membrane. Gene Ontology annotation, biological process: calcium ion import across plasma membrane. Gene Ontology annotation, molecular function: calcium channel activity. The record is from RefSeq and is a predicted model, not a curated record.